This is a messenger RNA of Rotaria sp. Silwood2, 228 nucleotides long. Lineage: Eukaryota; Metazoa; Rotifera; Eurotatoria; Philodinida; Philodinidae. The record is from the annotation of a GenBank genome assembly.
AUCAUUGGUGGUUUAAAUAGUGCCGAGUAUAAACCAUUCAAUGAUGAACUAAAUCGGAUGAAAAAUAAUUAUGCUACAGCUAUACCAAUAAUUGAUGGAUUGAAUAUUGAUCAAUUACAAGAUUUUCUCAAAUGUAUUGAAUAUUCGAAUACAGUCAUGAAUCUAGACGGUGGUGAUAUAGACAGAAUGAAAGAAUUCCCAUGUUGCAAAAAACCGGAUCAGUUUUAG